AUGGUGCCGAAAUUUCACUGGUCUAUCUUUAUAUGCUUAGCGGGAGUGUUACAUUUACCAACGAUUUCUGCAGCUAUUACAAAGGAAAAAGUGCCUUGCCUUCGUUCUGAUGGCUCCAUGGGCCAGAUGGAUGUAUGUAAAGAUGAAUGGGGUCGAAGGGUAGACUGUCCGGUUGAAAAUGACGAUGAUGGUGAUGAUGUUGAUGAGUUGACUAAAUAUACAUUUCAAAGUUGUUCGGGCAAUGACCUUUUAAACACUGCAUCGUUUAAUCAAUGA
This is a messenger RNA of Pieris macdunnoughi, 276 nucleotides long. NCBI's taxonomy places the organism in Eukaryota, Metazoa, Arthropoda, Insecta, Lepidoptera, Pieridae. The record is from the annotation of a GenBank genome assembly.